AUGAUGCCAGCAGGGGACGAUGAUGGCAACAAGACCUUGCUCGCAGGGGGCGACCCACUGGAUUUCUUCGGAGCCAUCUGCAACCUAGUCGAGCAGAGCAUUCCGCCGGAAGACCUCCGGAACUACUCUUCCCAGCAGCCGUUGGAGAUCCCGGUGGUCAACAGAAGCAACAGUUUCGGCGGUAUCGUUGAGGAAUUACAAGCCGAGAACGACAGGCUGCGCGAGAGAGUGUUGGAGUUCGAGAGCGCAAGGCCUCUACAGGAGCAGGCGCGCCAGCUGGUGAGAGAAAGGGGAUCUACAGCAGUAGAGCUUGGGCACACUAGAUCUGAACGUGGCGAAGUAGGGGUCAGGCUCCGCGCCGCCUCCUGA
Messenger RNA from Ectocarpus sp. CCAP 1310/34, 369 nucleotides. NCBI's taxonomy places the organism in Eukaryota, Phaeophyceae, Ectocarpales, Ectocarpaceae. The record is from the annotation of a GenBank genome assembly.